AAGCGUUAAUCAGACUUGUAACUCGUUCAUUGUGCUGAGAACUGCAGAAUUGAAGUGUAUCGUAUUUUAAUUAUAUAACAUAUAUAUAUACUGUUUUUUAAAAAUUUUAAAAUGGUUACCCGACGGAUUAAUUUAAGUUCCCUAGUGUUUAUAAGUUUAUUUAUUGUUUCAAAUGUCAAUAAAGGAAUGUCAUUGAAAUGCUAUCAGUGUACAUCAGAUAGUUCUGGCGAUUGUUGGACUAAUCCUCCAGACACAUAUUUAGUGGAAUGUGGUGAAGAAACUUCGACAGUUAAUCCAUCGACUGAAUCUACGACUUCAUCAUCUACUACUAUUACAUCAACUACACCAUCAACUUCUUCAUCAACUACUCCAUCAACUACACCAUCAACUACUCCAUCAACUACACCAUCAACUACUCCAUCAACUACACCAUCAACUACUCCAUCAACUACACCAUCAACUACUCCUUCGACUACUCCAUCAACUACUCCAUCAACUACACCAUCAACUACUCCAUCGACUACUGAAUCGACUACUCAAUCGACUACUCAAUCGACUACUGAAUCGACUACUCAAUCGACUACUGAAUCGACUACUCAAUCGACUACUCAAUCGAUUAGUCCAUCAACUACUUCAUCAACUGCUACUGAACAAACUUCAGGUGCACCCAGAGUGAGACGUCAAGCAGAUCUUCGUGAUGAUGAUACUUGGGAAUGUUCUAAAGAAUUUACCUCAAACAAUGGUGUAGAAAUGAUCAGCAGACAAUGUGUGCAAAAAAGUAAAAGUUCGUGUAAUGGUAAAGCUGAAGAUUCAAGUUGUCUGUGCAGUGACAAAGAUGGUUGCAAUUCGGCUUCAAACAUUGGAAUUCAAUUCCUAUGUAUGACAUUACCAAUAGGUGUUGCACUUUUUUUAGCACGAUAAUUAUAUCGCGUUAAAGAAUGUAAUAUUUUGAUAAAAUAUAAUCUUAUUUCAAUAUCUAAUCAGUUUUCUUAAAAAAUAUUUUGCAUGAACAAGAAUUCCAUAAGAUAUCAUGUUAUUUUUUUUUUUU
Molecule: messenger RNA, 1048 nt
Organism: Microplitis mediator
Lineage: Eukaryota; Metazoa; Arthropoda; Insecta; Hymenoptera; Braconidae
Exons: 3
Coding region: 112-921 (269 amino acids)
Source: RefSeq, a predicted model, not a curated record